Molecule: messenger RNA, 2420 nt
Organism: Homarus americanus (American lobster)
Lineage: Eukaryota; Metazoa; Arthropoda; Malacostraca; Decapoda; Nephropidae
Exons: 12
Coding region: 122-2269 (715 amino acids)
Cellular component (GO): membrane
Molecular function (GO): glutamate-gated receptor activity
Source: RefSeq, a predicted model, not a curated record
CAGUCACCAAGUGUCUCCCGUGACCCACAGUUAACACUGACUCACUCGACGCAUUCUCUUGCCAGUUCAUCCACAAAAUUUGAAGUUUUGUGAGCUACUUGCCAAAACGUGACUUGCAGAUAUGACGAUAUCUUCACUUAUGUUUGCACUAAUAUCAUUGUUGAUAGUGAGGGAAUAUGUUAGUGGCCCUGUGAAUCAUAUGGCCGUGUUGGCUGUCGACUCUGUUUAUGAGGAAGGUGUGACAAUGGCCUUCGAGAAGGGAGGCUUCGCAUACCAUGUAAGUGAAAUGGUGGGCCAGGUGGUGGAGCAGCACCUAGCUGGAUGUCACUUGGUGCUGGUCGACACAACACAAAGCCCCCUGUUCUCAAUUAUGAUCAGGCAGUUGGUAAGCAGCGGAGAAAGUGUGAUGGUUGUCGAGGCGUGGCGGAUGUUCUUAUACAAACAAGUAUUCAGGAACGAGUCAGUAAGUGACUGGAAUAUCAGAGAUGAAAUAGUCAUGGACCAGCUAGCCAGGGACCAGCUCCUGCAGGGGUUGUGGAUGGAGAACGGUACACUCACCUGCCGCGCCCUCAUCAUAAACCUCGGCAACAACAACAGCCUCUUUUUCAUGUUCCUGGAGUGGUGUGAAGUGUGGCGACGACCAGAGAUUCCUGUGGUGGUGGUGGGUGAGAGGGAUGGAGUGGAGACCGUCCUCCUUCACCACAGUCUUCGUAACACUAUUCACACCCUUUACCUCGCCCUCCAUGACCUCCCCCUCCACAGAGGCCAGGGACCAUCGCUCAACAUGAGAUCGAGGAAGAAAAAUAUCAUUAGAGGAAGUAAGAGUGAACAAGUGUGGCUGUACGGGCGAUGUUUGUACUGUAAGAAAGGUGAUGCUCAGGUCCAACUCCUCCACCGGGGGAACUUGACCUAUGGACUCCAGCUUAGUGUAAACCUCUUCCCAGAGCAUCUGGGCAACUUCCUGGGCCACACAUUCCAGCUGGUGGUGAAUCAAUACCUACCAUUCAUAGACAUAGAGUUGGACAAAGAGCCGGGCACCCCGGUGGCUCCUCGAGACUCCCUCAACACUCGUAUGCUCCACACCAUCGCCAGUAGUCUUAACUUUACGUACGUCUUGCGUCAGCCCCUGGAUGAGAAGUGGGGGACUCCAGCAGACGACGGCAACUGGACAGGGAUCGUGGGCGACUUGCAGCACCAGAAGGCGGACUUCUCCCUCGAUCUGACGCUCUCAGAGUCAAGAAGCCGCGUCAUGGACCACUCAAGGGUUUACAAUUACGAUCCUUAUAUUAUUUUGUCUCUUAAGCCCUCAUCUCUACCUCGGCACCUGUCGCUCACCAGACCCUUUAAAGGUGAGGUCUGGAUGUCGAUCACAGUGUGCACAUCAGUCCUGGGCAUCAUCCUCUGGCUACUGCAGAUGGCAUGGUCGUGGGCGUCAGGUAAGCUUGGUGUCAGCCUGGUGACCACAGUUAUCCACAUCUGGGGAAUAAUGCUGUUAGAGCCCAUCCCUACACUGCCCACCAACACCACUGGCCGGGUACUGUUGGGGUGGUGGCUCCUGGUGUGUGUGAUCGUCACUACAGCCUACCGCUCCUCCCUCAUCGCCCACCUCUCCGUCCAGAGCAAGUACCCGCCCAUUAACACCUUCCAGGAUCUCCUCGACCGAGACGACUGGUCCUGGGGUUCCAAUGAAUUAAUAGGAACCAAUUUCCUCUACUUCAACGGAAGUUCUGACCCUGAUGUUCAAGAAAUAUAUAAAAAUAUGGAGGUUUUCCACACAGAAGAAUGGCUGGAGCGUGUACUGGCUGGCCGUUUCUCGUUCUUUUUCGUCAAUACGGUAAUCCAGAUUGAAGUGGCGAAGCACUACACCGACAAGAACGGCAACACACCUUAUCACUUCAGCACCACCGAAUAUCCAGUUUUCGGAGGCAACGUGUGGGGUUUCAGACAAGGUGCACCAUUUACGAAGCAGAUCAGCAAGGUGAAACAACGACUCGUCGAGGCUGGACUCCUGAGCCUCUGGUUGGAUCAAGUCAUAAAGAAUGAGGUUAAACGGAACAACACAGAAAAAGAAGGGAAGGAGCGGCCACUGUACACUGAGCAAGAGAGCGGUCAAGUGGUGCUGACGUUGGAUCACCUUCAGGGAGCCUUCUACCUGUCGCUGCUUGGUUGUUGCCUCGCCUUCGGUGUCUUCCUUAUUGAAAUCUUCUUCCACUAUUAUUAUAUACAAGAUCAAGAUUUGGCUACCACUGCUCGACAUAACAUUAUGUAAUAUAGAUCAGUUACUAUUAAAGAUACUGGAUAUACAAAGAACCUUUUUGGAUGUUUAAACUUGGCGAAAAAACAUAGUUAUUAUAUUACUAUGUAAAAAUAUCUAAAAUGUAACAGACUUACUGGAAUUAAAUAAAAUUAAAUUAAGUUCA